AUGGCCGACCCAACUGCAUUCUACGAGCCAACAGAGGACGAGCUCCUUUCCUCCCUCGCCGUCCCAGUCCAAUCAUACAACCCUGAAUCAGACGCAGAUGAAUAUAGGAGAUUGCAGGAGCUGGAACAACAUGCCUACGCGCAACAGCAAUUGAUGGUGGCCGAACAGGAGCAGGAGCAGUUGCAGGCUUUGGAACAGGUCCCAGAGGAUGUCAAGAGGUUCCUCGUCCUCUUCCACCAAGCCAUCCUCGAGAAUGACUUACCAACCAUCACCAACAUGUACGAAAGUGGAUGGAACAAGUUGACCCAAGCCCAUUACUCUCAAAAUGAAUGGCCGGAAGCUGAACUCAUCUCUCCCUUGGUCGGAAAUGAUCAAGUUUUCCUGACCCUUUACCGAGAGCUCUACUUCAGACAUGUCUAUGCUAAACUUCAACCUACUAUCGACGAUCGAUUCCAAUCAUACGAAAACAUCUGUGAACUCUUCAACUACCUUCUGAACUCUGACGGUCCUGUACCUCUUGACCUACCAAUCCAAUGGUUAUGGGACAUGCUCGACGAGUUCGUCUACCAGUUCUCCAACUUCUCUACCUGGCGUGCCAACCCCAAAAACAAGAAUGAAGAGGAAUUAGAAGCUUUGGCCGAAGCUCAAAACAUCUGGUCAUCUUACUCUGUCCUCAACGUUUUGUAUUCCUUGGUUCAAAAAUCACAAAUCAACGAACAGCUCAGGGCGGAGAAACAAGGUAAAACGCCAGAAGAAGUUCAAGAAUUAGCUGGAGAGUAUGGAAGUAAACCUCUGUACAGGAAUUUAGGUUAUUUCUCUUUGAUUUGUUUGUUGAGAGUGCAUGUUCUUUUGGGUGAUCCUACUUUGGCCCUCCAAACAAUGGAAAAUGUCGAUCUUUCAGGUGGUGCAUUCUUAACCCGAAUCACAGCUUGUCACGUUACCACCUACUAUCAUGUUGGAUGUGCCUAUAUGGCUUUGGGAAGAUGGCCAGAUGCUAUCAAGACUUUCAUCUCCGUUUUGAUCUUCUUCAUCAGAAUGAAGCAGUACCACACCAGGUCAUACCAGUAUGGAUCGAUAACCAAACAAUGUGAGAGGAUGUACGCCCUUCUCGCCAUUUGCACUACCCUUUCGCCUGGACCUUCCGACGAGAGCAUCAUGAGUAUCGUCAAGGAGCAUUACGCAGAUCAAUUAUCAGUUUUACAACGAGGAGGUGACGAAGCUUUCGAAACAUUCAAAGAUCUCUUCCUAUCCGCCUCCCCCAAAUACCUCAACGUCAACCCACCACCAUACGAAGAUCCCUCAGCACUCGAAUCAUACCUUGCCAACCCUCCCAUAGACGCCACACAACGACAUCUCGAAUUGUUCCUUUCUGACGUAGUUGCCGUUCGAGGUGUAUCCAACAUAAGAAACCUGUUGAAAUUGUACACUUCGAUUGACGCUUCGAAAUUGGUUACCUUCUCUGAAGGGGAGACUGAACAGGAAGAGAUCCUUCAACAGUUGAUGGUGUUGAAAGCGGCCAGUAGGACUUAUGCGAAAGGUCAACAACAAGAUACUUUAUUGGAUGGUGAGAGAAUCGUUACGAAUAACUUGGAUUUCACAAUUGAUGGGUCAAUGGUUCACGUCGAAGAAACUACCUCUCACAGACGAUAUGCAGGAUUCUUCAUUCGAAAUGCCGAACAUGCUCAGAGAGUAUUCAACACCAUCAAAUCAUCACCUUUACCUAUCCAACGUAAACCCACUACGAGCGUUACACAAACAACGACAGAAAAUAAGAACGAACCUAAGAAAGCGGGUGCUUGGCAACCCAAGAGAGCGAGGGUGGCUGCUCAGUAA
This is a messenger RNA of Kwoniella botswanensis, 1833 nucleotides long. RefSeq names its product eukaryotic translation initiation factor 3 subunit L. The record is from RefSeq and is a predicted model, not a curated record. The transcript has 9 exons. Gene Ontology annotation, cellular component: eukaryotic translation initiation factor 3 complex; cytoplasm. Gene Ontology annotation, molecular function: translation initiation factor activity; protein binding. The coding region runs from base 1 to 1833 and encodes 610 amino acids. Gene Ontology annotation, biological process: translational initiation. NCBI's taxonomy places the organism in Eukaryota, Fungi, Basidiomycota, Tremellomycetes, Tremellales, Cryptococcaceae.